Messenger RNA from Pygocentrus nattereri (red-bellied piranha), 2004 nucleotides. RefSeq names its product TEF transcription factor, PAR bZIP family member a (gene tefa). Gene Ontology annotation, molecular function: RNA polymerase II cis-regulatory region sequence-specific DNA binding; DNA-binding transcription factor activity, RNA polymerase II-specific. The transcript is spliced from 4 exons. Gene Ontology annotation, cellular component: nucleus. The record is from RefSeq and is a predicted model, not a curated record. NCBI's taxonomy places the organism in Eukaryota, Metazoa, Chordata, Actinopteri, Characiformes, Serrasalmidae. Bases 198 to 1094 code for a protein of 298 amino acids. Gene Ontology annotation, biological process: regulation of transcription by RNA polymerase II.
UAAGGUCUUUUAGGCGGGUCUAGUUAAGUAACGGUGUUAAUACGGAGUACAAACCUUGUUGACUGUUAAAAAGUUUUAGAUUCCCAUGCGUCUGUCUAAGUGUUUCUGAAGAUAUCCUGGCAUUGUUUUUCCCGAUUAGAAACAUUGAGAUAUUUGCUUACCUGCUUUGUUAUAUUAGUGAACGUUAUUUUUUUGAGAUGUCUUCAGAUAUUCCGGAGAUAUUCAAGGCCUUGCUCGAGCACCCCUUCUCAGUACCCACCUUACAUGAAAACGAAAAUGAGAAAGACAAACUGUCAGGGGAUGAUGUGGAUGGUGGAGGAGGGGUCAGUGGGCUUGGACCAUCAGCUGCCUUGACCCCUGCUAUUUGGGAGAAGACUAUUCCCUAUGAUGGUAAGACUUUCCACUUGGAGUACAUGGAUCUGGAGGAAUUUUUGAUGGAGAAUGGUAUUCCUGCCUCAGCUGAUGAAGGUCAACAGAAAGAACUUGCCAAGAAGAACUCCCAACAGACACUGGAGAAUCCACCUGCUGCCAUCCUAAAGACAGAACCAACCCCAUCAGCCGCAGUUUCUCAGCUGCCAAUCAUGGAACUUAACCAGUGUAAGGGGGAGGUGAUCACAACCACUGCAUCAAACUUAGAAUCAACAGAGACCAAAACAGGCUUUAUCACUAACAUAGACCACAUGACACCGAAGCCCAUUAAACCAGAGGACAUUGAAGUGGAGGUGAACUUUGAACCGGAUCCCACAGACCUCGUUCUAUCUACUGUACCUGGAGGAGAACUAUUUGACCCUCGCAAACAUUGCUUCACUGAGGAGGAACUCAAACCACAGCCCAUAAUCAAGAAAGCCAAGAAAAUAUUUGUGCCUGAAGACCAGAAGAAUGAGAAAUACUGGCAGAAAAGGAAAAAGAACAACAUUGCAGCUAAACGUUCGCGAGAUGCCCGACGGCUAAAGGAGAAUCAGAUCACAGUCCGAGCAGCCUUUCUGGAAUGGGAGAACUCUGCAUUGAGACUGGAGGUGGCUGAGCUGCGAAAGGACUGUGGACGCUGCAAGAACAUUGUGACUCGCUACGAAGCCAAAUAUGGACCACUGUAAGAGACAGAUAAUGGAAGCCUUUUUUGUAGUCACAUUUCUUAGACGCACAUACCUGCAGGAAAGUAAUAAAUUGAUAUAAUUGAUAUAAAUAGAUUGUCUCAGAGUGAAAGAUAUUAUAAAAUAAAAGAUAAGUGACAAUAGCAAUAAAAGACUCCCACUAGUCAUAUAAAGCAGUGCAAUUUAUAGCAACUUAUAACAUGAACAGUCACCAAAUGUAGAUAAAUUAACCACAUUUACAUCCUGGACCACUCAAAGAAGAGUGAACUAUGUUUUCACCUUGAAACCCCAUAUUUAAAAGUUUAUUCUGCGUAACACAAACUGAGCAGAAAUCCUACAUGAUGCAUGCAGUUGUAUGUACAAACCCAAUUCCAAAAGAGUAGGUAAAAUGCACAUAAAACCAGAAGCAAAUGGCUUCUUUUACAGUUAUUUAAUAGAAAAGCAUAAAGAAUAGACAUUUAAUAUAUUAUCUAACUCUCUUUAUUAAUUUUUGUAAAUAUAAGCUAAUUCCAAAUUAGAUGCCUUCAACAUAUUCUAUAAACAUUGGGACACCAACAUUGUAAGACUGGGAAGUUAAUGCAGUGGUCUACAACAUCUGUUUUUCAAAUUCUCUAAGUAACAGGUGAUGCUAAUUGCGAAUGUAAGGAGCAUUAACAAAAUGAAAGCAAGAAUAAGUCAUGGUUUGCCACUUUCCCAAAAACUGUCAGGGGAAAUAGUUCCAGUUAAAAAAACACCUAAAUCUCUGUGGAUAAACCACAAGGCCGAAAACUAAUAUAAAAUGCCCAUGGCUUUCGAUCCAUCAAAAGGCACUGUUUUAAAAAUCAACAUGCUGAUGUAAUGAAUAUAACCACAUGAACUCUUGUAUCUUGGAAAACCUUUUCAAUAAACACAGUUCCUCGCUGCAUCAACAAAA